ACUUGGCUGCAAGUGUCAGAGCCAUUUAUUCCUGCCAUUGAAAUGGGUCUAAAGUGAUUUUAAUUUUACUAAAUUUACCGUGCUUGCAAUCGCUAAUAGAGGAGACUCCGCCAAAAAAAAGGCAGUUUAGGAACAUCAGGAGGAUAUUAAAUCUCUGCCAAACCUAAAGAUGUUAAUGAUGGAUGCCUUGUUCAAUAGUCUGCUGGUGGUUAGCUCCAGCUAUGCCAUGUACACUUUGCAUCCAUUCGAGACACCUUAUGGGUAUGCUGUGGCAACUUUAAGUCUGGUCCAUGGCCUAAUUGGAGUGGUACGAUCAUCCCACAAUGAUGGCGAAGAGGAUGAGUGCAAUCGCAUUCGAUUGAUAACCAAUGGAAUGAUGGAGAUUGUGCCAUUACCUUUGACAAAUAUCGAACUAUAUCUACGCUCAACUAGCCCAGGUCUGGCCCUGCCCCACCUUUGUUUUGUGGUGCCUUUGGUCUAUGAUAUGGUGGCCAAGAUGCGGGACACUGAGGAUCAUGCCACCGAAACCCUCAAGGAGCUAACCCUGCUGGGCAAUGCCGUCUCUCUGCUAUUUUUGGGCAUUAAUCAGGCCAAUCGGCUAUAUGGUGACCUGGCUGUUAUUGCCUUUUUGGGACGUUAUGGUUCCUCAAUUCUGGACUAUUACUGGGAGGGCCUGGGCUCUGACUUUAAUCUGCUGGCCCAUUCAAUGUAUAUCAUUCUGAUGACCAUAACACUGUCGGCCAAGUGAGCAGUAAGCAGAUCAGCAGCACUUUAAAAUACAAAAUAAAUA
This is a messenger RNA of Drosophila serrata, 790 nucleotides long. RefSeq lists its product as uncharacterized. Lineage: Eukaryota; Metazoa; Arthropoda; Insecta; Diptera; Drosophilidae. The record is from RefSeq and is a predicted model, not a curated record.